UGUUUGUGGAAAACUCGUUAGAAAGUGUUAAUAUGUCAUUUAAUAUAAAGUAAUAAAUAUUUUUUAAUCAAAAGCAAUAUUUUUCUCAUUAAAUUAUAAGUUUUCUAAUUCACCGUGCCAAUAUCCAUUUUUAAUACUGGUUAGCCUUGAAGUAAAUGUCAUUUAAAUGAGUCUUGUUUAUUUAACAUUUUAGUGGUAUUAGUCGUAAUUUCAUGAUUAUAUGGCUCUGAUGUUCGACUUAUGUUUUGCGACAAAUUGGAAGAGGCAUGUUUUAUCCACGCAUUCGGGAGAAAGGUGCAAGUUUAGUUAUACUCGGAUGGACUUGCCUGGCGGUGCUGUGCGCUGCUACCACCGCGCCUUGCGACAAAACUCGUAGAGUGUUCACCGAGCCGAGUGGAAUUAUUACCGAUGGACCCAGCAACUCUAAUUAUACACAAGAUUCACACUGUGAGUGGCUCAUUAAGGCAUCUAAUAAGACACAAUACAUCACACUAAGUUUUAUUCGGAUGGGCACAGAAUGUUCAUAUGAUUAUGUAUUUGUUUAUGACGGAGAUUCAUUUGAUGCCCCAUUAUUGGGUAGCUUCAGUGGGAAGACAGAGCCUCAAAAUGUUACUGCCUCAAGUGGAUUCAUGUUAAUACUUUUAUAUAGUGAUACUAAUUAUGUAUUGGAUGGAUUUAGAGCAACAUAUGCCAUACAUAACUGUCCUAAUAAUUGCACGGGUCGGGGAUUAUGUGUGACAAAUAAGUGUUUCUGUGUUGGUACAUGGGGUGGACCCGACUGCAGUGUCGAACUCUGCCCUAAUAGCUGUUCAGGAAAUGGACAAUGCAAAGGAGACAAAUGUAUAUGCAAGAAAGGGUUUUCUGGGGAGUCUUGUUCACUUAAAAGUAAUGAUAAAGAGGGCAAUAGCUGGCAUUGGCUUUCCCACACUGAAAGCGGUAUGACAAAACGAGCAGCUCACUCAGCAGUAUAUGUUGAUCAGAUGGAUGCUUUAUAUGUCUUCGGAGGAUAUGAUCUGAAUAGAGUACUGGGAAUGUUGGAGGUUUACAAAUUUUCUACUAGUCAAUGGUAUGAUGAAAAUGGUAAAAUCCUACGUCGUUAUCCCACCAAUGAAGAAAUUGAUAAAUCAUUACUGACUUUGUUCACCAAGGGAAAUAUCGAUGGUAGCUGGCAGAUAGGGAAUCGGAGUUCAUUAUUUAAUUUGCUUCUAACAUCAUUCACAAACCAGGAUAAGACGACACUACCUCUUAUGUAUUCCCACCCAUCUACACCAUAUUCUGAGAGUUAUCUACAAUUUACCGAUCGACCUGAAUUUUUGAGUGCCAAUUCUAAAACUAACAAUACGAAGCCCGAGCCGAGAUAUGGUCAUUCAGCGUGUGCUUUUAACAAUGGCUUUAUAUUAUAUGGUGGGAAGCUAUCUGAUGGUAGUCUAUCCUCUGAGUUGUGGUAUUAUGAUGCAACAAGAAAUAUUUGGACCCUACGAGCUGCUAAUGCUACAUUCACUCCACCAGGAUUGACUCGGCAUACAUUGACUGCUGUUAAGGAUGAAUUGUAUUUAUUUGGUGGAAGCAUUGAUGGAGAAUUUUCUUCUAGCUUUUAUAAGAUUAAAUUAGGCGAAGUAACAAGUGAGACAUGGGAAAAGGUUCAAGUUAGAGGCGGCAAGGAAUUAGAUGUACGAGUUGUCGCCCAUACAUCGGUGUACCAUAAACAGUCGAAUUCAAUUUUAGUUUAUGGAGGGGUCGUUGCGAGUGUUGCCAGGUUUUCUAAACUGUCAGAUCGUAUGUUUGCAUUCGAUUUGGACUACAGACACUGGAGCGAGAUCCACUACCCCCGGGCUCAUUUACGUGACACCUACGUUCCACGUGAGAGAGCAUUUCACACCGCAACCAUUAUCGGUAACUAUUUGGUGAUUUUCGGCGGUUAUUCCCAUCGCCAUAAUAGGGAGGAAAUCUGCUACGAUGGUCAAAUGUAUUUAUAUCACCUGGGUUGCCACUCCUGGAUACCGUUGGACGUUUUGGGGAAAAAUCGAAAGUUUUAUCCAAAGAAACAGGGUGUUUUCGCUCAUGCCGCAGCUUUGAAGCCACCAUCGACAUUACUCAUAGCCGGCGGAUAUCAUGGCAAUGUCAAUGGCGAUUUGUUAGCGUACGUGGUGCCGAGUUGGCAUGCCGGUAUAAGCGGCAAGGAUCCCGAAACAGCCUGUCCCAGACAUCGCACACAGCCCGAGUGUCUCGCUGAUCCAGAGUGUGGCUGGUGCUCCGCUGACGAGAUUUGUUAUGGAAGAACUAUAGGAUCGAACUGUACAACGAAUUUGCAAUCCAUAAGAUGUUUGGGAAUCUGCCCGGCUCUCGGCGACUGUCACUCUUGUCUUAUACACGGACCGCCCCUGGGAAAGAACAGCUCUAGAACUCCACUGACGUCUGUGAGCAUGCAACUUGGCCUAUAUCAGUGUAGUUGGUGCGUUCAAAAUGCAAGAUGUCAACACAAGGAUGAUAGUUACGGUGUAUGUGGUGAAGACACUCCCUCUGAGAACCCAGGUUGGUGGGGCACCGUUGGAACUGAGGUGGUAUCACCAGAGGAAUGUAAAAUAUUGGACAAACGCCCCGGUCUUACUUUUCUAAGGUACCAACAACCGGCUGAUCUCAACCAUCCAGACGGUGUCUCCGUUGUGAAUGCAACCACCGUUGACUGGGGUACCGGUGGGGGCAGCAAUCACAUCUUCAGCGGUCCCAGCGAGGCGAUACUUAGAGGCUGGCUUCAUAUUCCCCAGUACUGGAACGGGACUGGCGAGACGCUGAACAUUUGUGCUGGCUAUUCAAAUCUUUCACUCAGUCUUGCUGACGGCGAAGCAGUGGCUAAUCUUUCAGCUGCGCCGUCAGCCUGUGCCGGCGUAUCGUGGCCUUCGUUACAGCCUGGCCGCCUCGCCGUUCACAUGCACGCUAACGACUCAUUACACACCGGACUUUACCCUUCACAUCAUCAUGCCAAGAUGGAACUGUUGCACAAUAAGUCACAGGAGACUGCUAAGGUGUUCACAUUUGAAUUCCUAGAGCCCUACUCGAACGGUCAGUGUUCGAACUACGACAAUUGUCUACUGUGCCUGUCGGAUGCGGCGUGUGGUUGGUGCGAGAUAACAAACCGUUGUGAGGAACGAGAUAUAGACGAAAAGUCGACGUGUGCGGCCGAAGGAGAAUGGAGGUAUCUCACCUUACAACCGGCUGCGUGUCCCAAUUGUUCGAACUACAUCAGUUGUGAGCGGUGCGUGUCCGGAAACUACUGUGAGUGGUGGGCGGACGAGGCAAGGUGUGCACGCCGAGGUCGUGCUAGUGGGGCGGUGGUAGAUGCUAGUGAAUGUCCCGCACCGUGUCGUAUGCGCCUUGACUGCGAGCACUGUCUCGACGAACGUGGCCGUUGUGUUUGGUGCGAAGCCACGCGCCAGUGCUUCAGCUUCAGUGUCUAUACAAGCGAGUAUCAGUUUGGAUUGUGUCGGGAAUGGCUUGAUCGCGCGUCGACGACGGCGGACGAAGCCACCAAAAAGUCCAGCCAGUGUAAGUCGUGUCAGGCUAACACGCAGUGUUCGACGUGCUUACGGAGCAUGGGGUGUGGUUGGUGCCAUUCUCACGAAAAUCCGAUAAAUGGAAUGUGUACGGAAGGUGAUUUCACCCGGUCGCAUGUAGAUUGCGCCUCACUGUUAAAUGUAACAUCAAAUGACGCCGGUUGGGCUUACGCUCAAUGUCCGGAUGUUGACGAAUGUGGGCUUGGACUUCACGAUUGUCAUGAGCAUGCUGUGUGCAAUAACACGCAUGGUUCGUACACUUGCAAAUGCAAGCAAGGAUACAUAGGUGACGGCAAGAAAAGUUGCAUACGGACUUGUUACAACACUUGUAUACACGGGUAUUGCUUGGGCGCCCCUCAAUAUAUGUGUAGAUGUGAUUUGGGUUGGACAGGUGCUGACUGUUCUAUUAAUUGCGGUUGCCAUAAUCACUCAACUUGUAAAACGGGAGUUGGCAGGUGUGACGAAUGCCAGGAUUGGACCGAGGGUGAAUUUUGCGAAUCCUGUAAACCAGGUAGUCAUGGCAACGCAACCACCGGUCAAGGGUGUCGCCGAUGUGACUGUAAUGGACAUGGAGAUGAAAGUCGGGGUGUUUGUGAUGUGGGUACUGGUGAAUGUAUUUGUAAAGAUAACACAGAAGGACAAAAUUGUGAACACUGUAAACCAAAAUUUUAUGGAGAUCCGCGACACGGUGGCAGGUGCUAUUAUCAAUGUGAGCCAAGAGGAAUGCUGAAUGCCUCAGAAACAGAGGGCAUCGGCUCUUUUAAAAUUGAUCCACAUAUAAACAGCAUAGGACCUUCUAAAGAGUGCCUGUGGAUUAUAACGGCUGAAGAUAUUAAAGAUGCUGUUAUACAAUUCACUGUUAAUUCAUCUACUUUUAAUGUGCCCUGUGAUCAAAAUGCCGUAUAUGUAUACGAUGGAUUGGGCGGAGUAACUGAUUUGACCAACAAUCCUCAAAGUCAACUUUUAGGCGUGUUCUGUAAUGGCGCGUCCUCGGGUGUAGUGGAAGCGCGAAGUGGAAAUUUAACAGUUCAUUAUAAACAGAACCAGCCCGAUCAAGGUUUUGAAGGAGUGUACGAAAUUUUAGCUUGUGAUGGACACUGUUCCUGGCCUAAAGUAUGUAAAAAUAGACGUUGUGUAUGCAGAGAUGGUUUUGGAGGUUUCGAAUGUGACGUAGAAAUUUGUCGUAAUAACUGUAGUAUGCACCUUAAAGGUGGUGUCUGUGACACCAGCUACGGAAGAUGCUUAUGCAAUGAAGGUUUCGGUGGCGACGACUGCUCUUUAAAAUUGGACAAAAGCCAACUCGUGUUUACAGAACUAUUUAAUUCCGAUUUUCUUUCCGAUGGUUUGGAUCAUUUAAGAAAAACGUUACCAAGGUUUGGCCAUAGUUUGGUAGCAGAUAGACGAGGGUUAUGGAUGUUUGGAGGUUAUUCACUUUCUCAUGGACCUUUAAAUGAUAUUAGAUUUUAUGACACUAAAAACAAUACUUGGAUGCAAGUAACGGUUGACGCUACUCCCGAUCCUAAGAUGCCUGAAGGAAGGUAUUUCCAUGCAGCUGAAAUUUAUCAUUCAAAGCAAAAUAUUUAUAUUUAUGGAGGAUUAAGUUUGCAAGAUAAAAGUGGCCAAAAUAAGACAUUAAGUGAUUUUUGGCAAUUUAGCUUAAAAGAACAGAGAUGGAGUCAAAUCAAGAGUAAAGAUGACCAUCCUCCUCCUCUUGCGGGACACACAUUGACUUUACAAAAAUAUCAAGACUACGAGAGUCUCGUCCUUAUAGGGGGUUUCUCGUUAAAGGACGGCUUCAUGACGGAUUUGUGGGAGUUUGAUUUAGAUCAUGACAAAUGGGUUAAAUUGACUUGCGGUGGCUCGAUGCCCGUAGGACUUAUUGGUCACAGCACGGUGUAUCAUGCACCUUCUCAAAGUUUGUACAUUUUCGGAGGCAUAUUAUAUAUUUACAAUGGUACUAUAAUAUCGAACAAACUGUUCUCCUUUCACUACCCAACUAAAACUUGGAGCGAACUGCCCGUGUUCCCAACUCUCAAUAACAUGCAUGAUAAUUUACCACGUGCUACAUUUUUACAUUCAGCUGUAACGACAAAUGAUUACAUGAUAGUAUUUGGAGGUCGAACUGUUCCCGAUAAGAGAUCCAAUUCACUUUUAGCCUACGUCUAUAGCUGUAACCAGUGGGUUAAAUUAUCGAAAGGCGCUAGCGUGUUAGAUCAUCCGCCACCAAGAACAAUAGCCCAUGCUAUGGCAAUUGAUAUGGAAUCUGAAAACGACUGGAAUAUUUAUAUAGUCGGUGGCUGGACGGGCAGUGCCAACUGUCAGGUUACUCGAAUCACUCUGCCAGACGAUUUAUGCUCACUCUGGAGUUCAAGCAAAAUAGAAUGCAGAAGCCAUAUGGGCUGCAGUUUUUGUAGUACAGGGGAUUAUACGAAAUGCUACUCAGUUGACAAACCUGGUUGUGAAGGAAGCGAUAGGAUCUCAACUAAUGCAGGAGCUGCUUGUGACGCUGAUCUGGUUGCGAGGCGCCCCUGUGAGAACUUCACAUCGUGUACGUCAUGUCUAGCGGCUUGGCCAUUAUACCCGGAGGAGAAACCAGCUUGCCGUUGGUGUGAAAGUUGCGCUGCUGGCAUUGGUGAAUGUGUUCCUACCGAUGAGUCGUGCACCAGUAUCAAAUGUAACGCUGGAACAACAUAUAUCAGUGACUCGGCUCAGUGUCCAGAACUGCGCUGUGUGGCCCCGGACUGUGAUAAAUGCGUGUCCAAUCAAUGCUAUUGGACAAGAGUUGAAAAUAGAGGAGCACAAAUAUCAACGGUAACAAAUGAUCCAGCCGAACUAUAUAAUUGGACCUGCGCCACAAUAGACGAAGUGAAUCUAAUCUCCUUGAGGAUAUUUUCAUUUAAACCGGGACAUUCAUACUUUGGUGUUACAAAAGAAGAGUGUCCUAGUCGCUGUCACCUACAUGACGAUUGCCAGUCUUGUCUGAGUUCUGACGGAGCCGAGGGAGGGUUUUCUGAAUGUCAUUGGGCGAGCUAUCUCAGUACAUGCAUAUCUCCCGCAUACCAGCCUCUAUAUUGCGCGGGCGGUGUUUGCGGAUUGGUCUUAACGAAAGCUGAUAAAAAUAAAUGUCCCGCCCCUUGCGGCACAUUCGAGCAGUGUACGGAAUGUCUACAUCAUUCACACUGCGGCUGGUGUGCCCUCGAAGGUGCGAACGGUGAAGGAGUCUGCGCCGAAGGUUCCAUCGAUUCGCCAUUGGAUUACUCGACGCGCACCACCUGCGCCGCCGUGUACUCCAACCUCCAUCAGAACAAUGGCACCAAUGAUACCUUCUCAUGGCAUUACACGCGCUGUCCGCCAGAAAACGAAUGUGAAAAUAAUCACCAUCAAUGUAAAGCUGAAUCUGAAGUCUGCAGCGAUUUGCCGGAGGGCUACGAGUGCAAGUGUGGUGUCGGUCACAAACGGGUUGGUGGUGUGUGUGCACCAGUGUGUCAACAGGGAUGUGUGCGUGGAGUGUGUGUGCAGCCGGACAAGUGUAGAUGUGACUUUGGCUAUGUGGGUGCCAACUGUACCAUACAGUGCCAGUGUAAUGGACACUCGCAUUGUGAGGGACCCGACAAGCUUGACGUUUGUACCGAGUGCCAUAACAACACUAUGGGAAGUCAAUGUGAGAAAUGUAAGCCUAACUUCGUCGGAGAUCCCACUGACAACGGUCAGUGCAUACCGUGUUCGGUGUACUGUCACGGACACACCUUAGUUUGUACGAACGAAGCCGAUGCUGCCCUCAUCAGGGACAUAAGUAGCGCAGACUUAGAGGAAUACUAUCGCGAGGGCGGCGCCAAAGCAAGAUGUGUGAGGUGCGCUAACAACACAGACGGGGCGCGUUGUGAGCGAUGUAUCGAAGGAUACUUCAGAGGAUCCGAAGACUUCCGUGACCCAUGUCGGCCUUGCGAGUGUCACGGCCACGGUGACACGUGCGAUCCGGUUACCGGUGAGAAGUGUAACUGUGGCAACAACACAGAGAGCGAUGCGUCGUGUCAGACGGCCUCCAAGAACACAGCGCAGGAGUGCUGGAGGUAUCAGUGUGUCAAGUGUAGGGACCUCUACAUGGGGGACCCUAGAAAUGGACACCAGUGCUAUAAGACCAUUAACAUUGAAAACAAAUUGUGUUUCGAUGGGAAGUCUAUAGAUGAAUGUAAAAUCAAGCCGCGACCACUAUAUCCCGGGCAGACGGUUUUCGUGGCUGUGAACCCGAGGUACAUGAACGUUGACAUCAGAGUCAUCGUGGACAUCACUCAGGGGGCCGUGGACCUUUACAUGAGUCCCAACGACAGCUCAUUCGUCGUAUCAGUGAAUUCGUCAACAGGAUCUCACGCUGUCGAAUUAGAUCCGUCAUAUUACAAGCACGAUCCGUUCAGAAAGGUGCCUUCCUUCGAUGAUCACUUACCAGAGAAACCGGGCAAGACAUGGUACUAUGAUAAAACGGAAUACGCCCUAGCUGAUUACACGGCCAAGGACCUCGCUACGUACGUCACGGUGGAUAAACGUAACGUUCUGCUGCGCGUCAAGAACCUUAGGAAUCGUCUGGUGUUGACUCUGCCUCAGAACAUUCACGACCUGACUCAUACUAAGUUCUAUAUAAUCAUCAGAGCGAGACACACCGAAGACGGCUCGGCCAGUUUCGGUAUAACUUUCUUCCGCCAGGAUCAGCUUCAUAUAGACUUGUUCGUGUUCUUCUCCGUGUUCUUCUCUUGUUUCUUUCUAUUUCUGGCUGCAUGCGUGGUCGCGUGGAAAGCCAAACAAGCUGCAGAUGUACGAAGGGCGAGGAGGCGGCAUGUGGUAGAGAUGCUGCAUAUGGCGAAGCGACCGUUCGCCAUGGUACGUGUGGUGGUGGGGGGUGGAGCGUGGGGUCGGCGGCGACGAGCGGAACUGCGUCCAGUCGCUAUAGAGCCGACCUCUGACGGAAGAGCUGCUGUCACAUCAUUACUAGUCAGACUCCCCGGUGGUUCCCGCGCUCCGGUCCGUAUGGCUUUGGGUUCAGCGUUGGUGUUGGUGUCACGCGGCCCGGCAGCAAGACCACGGACGAGGCGACCGCUCACUUAACAGCCGUAGUGAUUAAUGUGAAGAUACUACAAGUUCUAAACGAUCAAUAUAUUCAUGGGUAAAUCGUACUAUAGUACUAUAUUUGAAGCGACUCACAUUAGAGCACAUAAUAACGUAAUAUAAAUUACUUCGUCCUAGAAUAAUCGAUUCAAUAUGCGUAAACUUCAUAUAUUAUAUUCAGAGAUUAACCUAAGUAUUAUUAAAAUAACAUUCAUAAGAAACACCCUUAUGAUCAAAUAACAACUUGCAUGUCUUCAAAUCUAAACUAGAACCGUUGAAGUUCGCAUCACUGAGUCAUUAUAAAUAUCACUUCCAGGCUGUAAUCUAGAAUAUGAAGCGGAAACCAGCGGCGGAGGCGAAGGCAGUAUUGGUUUGCAUCAAAAAAAAUUGAAAUCAUUAAAUAAAAAUAUCGAUAGAAUACAAUCUAUUACACUGCUCAAGACUUGCUCAUGAAGGUCGUGCUUCAAAACGUAUUGUAGCUCAUUAUAUCAUUUACAACCGACUGCAUCGAACAUUCCAAAACAUUUUUAUAUAUAAAAAUAUAUAGAGAGUAAUGCAUUUCUAUUGACAUUAACUUGGUAUAAUAUUUUGUUAAGUCGUAGGUGAAGUAGGUUACUCAAUGAAGUGUCGCAUAAUGUUUAAGUCGGUGUGGAUAGGUGAAGGUAGGAGGUAUAAGAUGUUAAGCAGAUUAUAUUUUGUCUUAUUGAUCACUAUAUAGUACUAAAUAUACAUCUAUAUUAAAUUUAAUAAAUCGAUAUUUUUUUGUGACGUCACAGAUUCGUUAUUAAACACAAUUCCGUUUGUGUUUCUUUUAAACCUGUGAACGUUUUUAUUGGUUGAUAUUUUAACGUAGGUAUGUUAUUGAAAAUAGCCGUUAAAUACACGCGCAACAAUAAAAUUAGUGUGAAACUCUUUAGGGUGUUGUAUGUGUAUAAUAGUGAAAUAUAUGUAAUCGAGUUAAACGUUAUCUUCUCGUUACUAACGAAACUCGCUUCAUUGAAAACUUAUUUUAUGUAAUUUUGCCAUAUCUAUCAGAGCCAAAGGAAUCAAAAUUAUAGUGAUUUGAGCGCAGGUUGUGAAAAAGUUUAGCCAAUAGUUGCGGAUGUUUUGUUGUUUAUUACUAAAAUUUUAUUGUGUGAUGUUAAAAAAAUUAUUAAGUUAUGGCUUGUUGAAUAUAAAUAUAUUAUAAAUUAUAUAGCAGCUGUCGUCCGUGUGGAUUUUAUUUACAAACUUAGUCUGUAACAAAAGCAUUAUACUAUGUUUUUUUUUUUUUUGUCAGAAAUAUAUACGUGUAAUAUAUUCAAAACGCUUAUAACCGAAUCUCUUGAAAUUAUUUGGCAGCUCUGCUACAAGUAAUACAAUAAAUUAUAGUAAGUACAAAUACUAAUAUACUCUGUGUGAAAUAUAUAUAUCUGCUUUAAGUGUUAAUCUAUGUAUAUCCAUUUAGGACUAUUUAAAAAUUAAAUCAAUAAAUUAAUAUAAAAUUUUUUUUGGAAGUGCCAACUUUAUACAAGUAACCCAUUCAGUAUUUCCAAUACGCCUGAUAGUAAUCUUAUUAUGACUAGUUCUUAAUUUUUAAUUCUAUAUGAAAACGUCCUAAAUGGUCAAACGUAUUCUAUUAGCUUUUUUAAUUACAAUAUAUAAUUUAUUUAUAUCUUUCAGCUGUUAUUAUGAACUUUUUUUUUUGUAAAUGUUUUUAGGGCUCUGGAUACGAGUCCUUUUGAGCCUUGUUAUUAUGAACCUUGACUUAUACCCGCCAUACAUUAAAGUGUUUUUUUUUUCUGAUAUUUCUUUAAAAUGUUAUUCUUUUCUUGAAUGUAUAAACUCAGUGUAAUAAUUUAAAUGUGAAUUAUAAAUAAUAUGAUUUAACAUAUAAUGAUGUUAUUUAAAAUUAAUUUUCCGUAUAUUUUUAUUAAGAUUCAUGUUUUUUUUUUUAUCACAGUCAUUAGUUAGAUUUUUUAUUAAAAAAAAUGUAUAUUUAUUGUCUGUCCUAUCAUAUACAGCUUUGUCCAGUAUGAUAUAUAUUUUUUUUAUUUAUAUAUGUAUAAUAAAUAUAAUAAUAAAAUGUUUGCUGAAAAACAAAUGAGAUUGUACAAGGCUUGUAUAGUUUUUAUUAUCCCAUAUUUAUUUUUGAAUCAAUGUUUAUUUCAUAUAUUAAAGGAAUUAAAAAUUUCAUGUUUAAAGAAAUAUUGUAAAUAAUAUAAAUUAUUUAUUAACACUAUAAAGCAUUCAUGUCUGGUAUCAUUUUAUAUAUUUUAUGAAAUACAAACAUUGAAAAAAGUUUAUUAAAUUUUUUAUAUUAUGUAUCUGAAUAAAAAUGUAAUCUGUGCAUCAAUAUUAUCUGUGAAAGAAAAAAAAUUGCUCACAUAUAAUUAGCAGUAUUGUGUUUAUAACGAAUUGGUUUAUUUAAGAGUAGAAUCUUGUUUUUAAUAUAAGCUAAAAUUAUAAAAACAUAAGCCAUAAUUAUAUAAGAGAGUACUGAUAUUAUUAUAAAUACUGUAUUUAAGAUAUGUGAUCAAAUAUGUACCCAAAAAUUGGUAUAUAAAAGUCCAUGAUACAUUCCAUUUGUAUAUUAUCUUUGUACAAAUAUAUUAUAAGCAUAUAACAUAUGAAUGAAUUAUAAAAUGUUUAGUAUAGGACUUUAAGGGAGGUAUUCUAGAAAAAAUAUUUAAAUUUCUUUCAUUUAAAUUCCCAUUUUUUUUAUAUUAAUAAUUCAUUGAUUUUAAAUGCAUUUAUUAAUUCUUCUUUGUAUUGAAAUCAUUUUCAAUUUUGUAUUGUGUAUAUGAAUUGGUUGUUUUACGUGCGAAUUAAAAAUAUGUCUGAAAUUUAUAUUGUUGUAUGAAUCUUGUAUGGCAUUACUUUGAAGUUGAGAUUGCGUCAAUGGUAUAGUUGGUUUUUUUGCUCAAACAUUUGCCUAAAGUUAUUUGAGAUGCAUUACAACAUGAUGAUAAUUAAUUCUUAUACAAUAAAUGUAUGAGAUAGUAAGAAAUCUUUAAAUGUUGUAUUUUAAAUUAUUUUUUUUUAUAUGUAAUGAAUGUAUAGUUUUUUUUUAAAUAUGCUUUGUAUAAAUAUGUAUGACAAUUGUCUCGACAAAUCUUUAAAAUCUCAUUGUUUCAUGGCAUGUAGUGGUAUAAAAUAAAAUUAUUUUUAAAUAUAAUCAUACAAUAAAUUAGUAAAAUAUGACUUGUAAAUAUUUCGUAUUUAUUGCCUAUAGCUUUUUGACUUUUUUUUGGGUCCAACGUAUGUAAUUAUGUUUGCUCGCCUUUGUACAAAUGUACCCUUUUUUUUAAACAUUUUUGUUACAUUGCACAAACUUUGCCUUGUUUAUUAGAUUUGAAUUAUAUGACAUUUAUGAUGUUAUUGUUUUGCCUGUGUUUUACAUAAACUUGAAGAGAUCUAACAUUGUAACAUCACAAUGACCAUGACAUCUUAUAGAGAGAAAUGGGAUGAAUAUGAUCGUCAUAGGCAGUAUUGUAUAUGUAAGCAAUAUGUCUUUAGUUAACUAACUGUAAAUGUUUAUAAAUAAAAUAUACUGUUGGUUGCAUGA
Molecule: messenger RNA, 12195 nt
Organism: Danaus plexippus (monarch butterfly)
Lineage: Eukaryota; Metazoa; Arthropoda; Insecta; Lepidoptera; Nymphalidae
Gene: Megf8
Product: multiple epidermal growth factor-like domains protein 8
Molecular function (GO): protein binding; calcium ion binding
Source: RefSeq, a predicted model, not a curated record